AUGAUAGCAUUAUCUACGUCAACGUCGGACCAACACCAGAGCGAUUCGGGAAUUCACAAAGCUCUCCUGUCUCACCGUUCAUCCUAUUUCAAGGCUGCUUUGACAGGAGGCUUCAGGGGGUCACAGACCGGCGUCAUCGACUCAGUGGAUGAAGAUCCGGAAGUCUUUCGAGUCUUCAACGAAUGGCUCUACUUGGGGGCUGUCUCUUACCAACACCAAGGAACGCACCAUGAGACGUGGUCGGCUCUCCUCAACCUUUACGUCUCCGAGGAAGAAGAGAGCUAUACCGAAGUUUCAGAAUGCGGUCAUUGA
Messenger RNA from Letharia columbiana, 312 nucleotides. RefSeq lists its product as uncharacterized. The transcript has a single exon. NCBI's taxonomy places the organism in Eukaryota, Fungi, Ascomycota, Lecanoromycetes, Lecanorales, Parmeliaceae. The record is from RefSeq and is a predicted model, not a curated record. Bases 1 to 312 code for a protein of 103 amino acids. Gene Ontology annotation, molecular function: protein binding.